AUGUGGUUCCGACUCCUCCCUGCGGUGCGCGCGCUUAGUGGGGAUGCCCCGCAGAAUCUUUACGGCGAGUCCUGCCUGCUCCAGGCCGAGCUGGUGAAUUACGAGCGUGUCAAGGAGUACUGCCUCAAAGUGCUUCAGAAGGAAGGCGAGAACUUCAAGGCGCUCUAUCGGUCGGGAGUGGCAUUCUACCACCUGGGUGACUUCAACAAGGCCCUCUACUACCUGAAAGAGGCGAGAUCCCGCCAGCCGACAG
This is a messenger RNA of Egretta garzetta (little egret), 253 nucleotides long. It is a transcript of the gene TTC9, whose product is annotated as tetratricopeptide repeat domain 9. The record is from RefSeq and is a predicted model, not a curated record. Gene Ontology annotation, molecular function: protein binding. Lineage: Eukaryota; Metazoa; Chordata; Aves; Pelecaniformes; Ardeidae. The annotation marks the transcript as partial. The transcript is spliced from 2 exons.